AUGACGGAGGGACAGAGACUGUCUAUAGGGCUCCCCCUCUCUGUGUCUGCAGGGAGGGACAGAGACUGUCUACAGGCUGGGGACACCUGCUCAAAUGAUGAAGCGUGCAGCCCUCGUCUGCGGACGCUGAGACAGUGUGUGGCGGGGGACGGCAGUGUGAAGCUGGGACCUGGGGCCAGGAACCAGUGUGAGAACGCAGUCACGGCACUGCUCUCCUCCCCGCUCCACGGCUGCCAGUGUAAACGAGGCAUGAAGAGAGAGAAGAACUGCCUCAGUAUCUAUUGGAGCCUGCACCAGUCUGUCCUGCAUGGACUGAGCCUGGUGGAGAGUUACCCCUAUGAACCAGAGGCGAGGGGCUUCGACUACGGACGCCUGGCCUCCAUCGCUGCAGGUGAGUCUGUUGGCAUAGCGACGGUGAACCGUUGCUUAGAUGCGGCGAAGAUGUGUAACGUUGACGAGACGUGUCAGAAGCUCCGUACAGAGUAUGUUUCCGCCUGCAUCCAGCCGUCGGCCCGCUCAGGCCCCUGUAACAGGCCCAGGUGUAACAGGGCUCUCAGGAAGUUCUUCGACCGGGUCCCUCCUGACUACACCCACGAGCUGCUGUUCUGCCCCUGUACAGACACGGCGUGCGCUGAGAGACGGAGACAGACCAUCAUACCAGCCUGCUCCUAUGAAGACAAGGACAAACCUAACUGUCUGGCUGCACUGCGACUCUGCAGGUCUGACUACGUCUGCAGGUCCCGCUGGGCCCAGUUUCAGUACGACUGCCAGCCGUCAGAGCACGUUGCCAGCGGCUGCAAACAGGACAACUACGCAGCCUGUCUCCUGGCCUACACCGGCCUCAUGGGCAGUACUAUAACUCCUAACUACCUUGAUAACUCAACGUCUAACGUGGGUCCGUGGUGCUCCUGCUCGGCCUCCGGGAACCACCGGGAACAGUGUGACGACUUCCUGGAAUAUUUCCAUGAUAACGUCUGCCUGAAGAAAGCCAUGCUGGCGUUUGGGAACGGGACAGACAAGCAGUCCUCCACUGGAGCCAUGCCCAGCCCUGCUCUCGCUACCCUCAACAACCACAUCCAGCGCCUGGCAACCACGGUCCCUGGCAUCACCAUGGAAACAAAACAGAAUGUCCUGAGAGCACAGAUACCCACUGAGGUGAAUGAGAACGAUAGACUGUGGGGUGAUGAUGAAGACUGGACCCUGCCGUCCCCAGGGCUGGUGGACCAUGGAGCCCCUCCCCUCCACCUGUCUGCCCUGGGCUGGACCCUUCCACUGGGCCUCUCCCUGCUGCUCAGCUACCAGUAGACCCUGGUUUGGGCCUGGUCCUGGGGCUCCAUAGACCACACUACAGUCCGACUGACCUGGGGGUGGAGGGAGAGAGAGAUGUAAAUGUGUAAAGGAAGAGGAAUGGAUUUUCUCUCCUCCUUACUCCCCCCUUCACAAACCACUCUUCUCUCCCCCUUGCUCCCCUUCACAAACCACUCUUCUCUCCUCCUUACUCCCCUUCACAAACCACUCUUCUCCCCUCCUUACUCCCCUUCACAAACCACUCUUCUCUCCUCCUUACUCCCCUUCACAAACCACUCUUCUCCCCUCCUUACUCCCCUUCACAAACCACUCUUCUCUCCUCCUUACUCCCCUUCACAAACCACUCUUCUCUCCUCCUUACUCCCCCUUCA
Molecule: messenger RNA, 1679 nt
Organism: Coregonus clupeaformis (lake whitefish)
Lineage: Eukaryota; Metazoa; Chordata; Actinopteri; Salmoniformes; Salmonidae
Product: GDNF family receptor alpha-4-like
Exons: 10
Coding region: 1-1305 (434 amino acids)
Biological process (GO): nervous system development
Cellular component (GO): external side of plasma membrane; signaling receptor complex
Molecular function (GO): signaling receptor activity
Source: RefSeq, a predicted model, not a curated record